Messenger RNA from Ostreococcus tauri, 582 nucleotides. Its product is annotated as Ribosomal protein S18. Bases 1 to 582 code for a protein of 193 amino acids. Gene Ontology annotation, molecular function: small ribosomal subunit rRNA binding; structural constituent of ribosome. Gene Ontology annotation, cellular component: ribosome; mitochondrial small ribosomal subunit. The transcript has a single exon. The record is from RefSeq and is a predicted model, not a curated record. NCBI's taxonomy places the organism in Eukaryota, Viridiplantae, Chlorophyta, Mamiellophyceae, Mamiellales, Bathycoccaceae. Gene Ontology annotation, biological process: translation.
AUGCGCGCGCGGUGGCUCGCGCGCGCGCUCGAGCGCGAUGGGCACGCGGUGUGCGUUGGAUGGAUGGCGAGACCCUCGAUCGAAUCCCUCGCGACGACCUCGCGCGCGUUCGGUGCGAAAACGGAUGAUUCGGACGGCGCCAAGGACGAGGUGGACGCGCGUUUGAGCUCGCGCGCGGGAGAGGGGGACUCGGGGGCGUCGACGACGGAGCAACAGCGACCGGGACGGGUGCGGAGCGAUAGGUUGUUCUACCCGGGACAGGCGUACGAGGCGGAGGAUCUCGCGGGGGCGAACGCGGGGACGAGAGGCGCCGCGCACACGGUGGCGGCGAAGACGGUGAAGCACCCGAUGCGAGGGAAGGCUGUGGAGGCGACGCUGUUGGAGCGGACGUCGUUCGAGGACGCGAGGUUUUUGACGCAGUUUGUGAGCGACACCGGGAAGAUUUACCCAAAGAGAAGGCUCGGGGUGAGCGCCAAGGCGCAGCGAAAGAUCUCGCGGGCGAUCAAGACGGCGAGACAGAUGGGAAUAUUGCCCUACACCAGUCGCCUGCCGCAAUUUCAGCGAUCGAAUAACAUGUUGUAG